This is a messenger RNA of Empidonax traillii (willow flycatcher), 3359 nucleotides long. It is a transcript of the gene ARMH4, whose product is annotated as armadillo-like helical domain containing 4. Lineage: Eukaryota; Metazoa; Chordata; Aves; Passeriformes; Tyrannidae. The coding region runs from base 97 to 2358 and encodes 753 amino acids. The record is from RefSeq and is a predicted model, not a curated record. The transcript is spliced from 8 exons.
GGGGCUGGGGCAGCGGCGCCGGGAACCGCCGGGACCCAGGUCUUGCACUUCGGAUUUGUCAGCCUCGCAGGCUCCUGGACACAUCUCUUCUCAGCCAUGGGGAGAUCAGUAGGAUUUAACAUCUGUUUGGUCACCUGCAGCAUCCUGCUCUUGUCCUCCAGCCUGCCAUGCCUUGCAUCUCAGCCCCUGGACGAGGGGGACAUGACAAAGGUCCAGCAAGGCCCCUGGGCAGGAAAUGGGCUGGAAGAUGAAAGGACAGGCGUGGUGGACUUGAAAAACACCUUGGGCCCUUCUGAGCAGACGGUUUCUGAAGAGCCAUGUGGAGUGUCAGCAGGGCCGUCUGGGACACCCCUGAAUGAAGCUCUCACUGCAGAAGAAGUGCUCCCUGUGAGCCCCAGCCAUGUCAGCCCCAGCACCCAGGCCCUGGGUGACCAGCCCUCUGCUGGGGCAGUGGCUGCUGUGAGUGAGGAGGAUCUUGGUCCCACCAUGUCAGAGCUGGAAGAGGAUGAUGCCCUCAAGGCCAUGCUGACCACGGCUGUGACCACGCUGAGCCCCCCUGUCCAGGAGGAGUCUGCUGGUGGCCCCAUCGGCGAGGUCACCACAGAGGGUGGUGUGGCAGUAGAGCAAAGCUCUGCCAGCCCCUCAGCAAACCCCCACCUUCCUGGGACCACUGUGGAGGAGCAGGAGGAGGCAGAGAGCAGCUCACACCCCUCAGCUGAGCCCCAGCCCACGCUGAGCCCCAGCUCUCCCAGCUGGGAAACAGCAAGUGAGCGCCCUGUUAUCCCAACUCCCCAGGCUCCCGGUGUGACCCCUGAGGUGGGAAUGCUGAGAGGUCGCACGGGGAGCCCUCUGAAAUCCCUGGCUCCACCCGUGUCUGUGGCUGCCAAACGUCCCCCCAUGGUGACCGAGGCCCCCCUUCCCCCAGAAACAGGGACAGGGGUCACACAGGAAGAGCUGCCCCCCACGGCUGGCACUGUCACCAUCCACCCUGCAGACACUCUGCCACCUGACUGGGAUGACACAAAGCUGGGGGACGUCAGUCAAGGGGGAAGCACGUCUCAUGAGGAGGUGACAGAGGACCUGGGGACGACAAAACCAUCCCAGACCCCACAGGGAGGUGUGGGGGAGGAAGAAGAUGCAACAAGAGAACUGCCAUCCCCGGUGUUCCCUCCACCAGAGCCUGAGCUUGCCAAGGAGACCAACUGCACAGUGCCAGUGCAGGAGGAGGAGCUGCCAGCAACUUCCACAGGCACCAGUGGUGCUUCCCACCCUGGGAAUGUGACGGAUGGAGACACGGCUGGUCUGGACUCACUGGAGAGCACAAGUGCAGUCCCAGCAGAGGAGGAGAAAAGCAGCCUGGCAUCACUGUCAGGGGCUGCUGUGGGGACAGAGACACAGCCUGAGCUCUCCCCUACUCUGGAAAGUUCAUGGGAAGGUGUUGCUCAGGAGGUGACAACAGCUGCCCAGGAGGCCGAUGCUGGCCUGUCAGUUGUGACAGUGGUGCCUGGUGCUGCCCAGGGGACGGGGGCUGCAAGCUUUCCUCAGGAGAACAGUGGGGAGGACACCCAGAUGCUGACAGCUCCCAGUGCCACCGAGAUGCUGCUGGCAACUGGCGCUUCCUCCACGGUGAACACUCUGGAUGUUGAAGAUCUCACGGAUGGGAUCCUGCUCACCAGAGAGAAGGCUGCCCCAGCUGCUGGUGGGAUGCCUUCUACCCCAUCGGGACAGACAGAGGAACCAUCCAGCAGGACUGUGGUCCUGGUCACUCCAGCAUCCAUGGCCUCCUCUGCCCGGAGAACAGCCCUUCCCUCUGCCAGGAGGAUCAGCACGGCCGGGACCUACGGGCUGGACCGCCUGGAGUCGGAAGAGGGUGAAGAAGAGGAAGAGGAUGAAGAGGAGGAGGAGGAAGAAGAAGAGGAGGAAGAGGAAGAUGAGGAGGACAAAGACCUGGAUCUGAUGGAUGAAAGCAUGGAGGGCGACACGGAGCUGCCGGGUUUCACACUCCCAGGGGAGACCUCCCAGGAUCCCAUAGCUGGCCUGGAAAACCCUGUGGCCCAGCUGGCUGGGGUGUCCUACCAGGUUCCUGACACCAUCGAGUGGGAGCAGCAGAACCAGGGUCUGGUGAGAAGCUGGAUGGAGAAGCUGAAAGAUAAGGCAGGGUACAUGUCAGGGAUGCUAGUUCCCGUGGGAGUGGGAAUAGCCGGAGCCCUGUUCAUCCUGGGAGCGCUCUACAGCAUCAAGAUCAUGAACCGCCGGAGGAGAAACGGCUCCAAGAGGCAUAAAAGAAAGCAGAGGGAGUUUAACAGCAUGCAGGACCGAGUCAUGCUCUUGGCUGACAGCUCCGAAGACGAAUUUUGAACAGGACUGCAGUGCCCUUGUGACUUUUCCAAGGAAGGGAGGGAGAGGGAGAAGAAGAAGAAGUGACUCUGUGCUGCAUCCCUGCUCUCUCCAGCACCCCAGGGCCCCAGCAGGGCUCAGUGCCCUGGCCAAGGCAUGCUACGCUCUUCGUGUCCCGCCAGUGAUGUUUGUUUGGUACAGUAGUGGAGAUUUCACAUUUCAGGUCCCACAGCGCGUCUCGUUACAAGCUGGAGCUGAUCCAUAUGGAUGAUUAUUUUCCUCUCACCCCUGGUGUACUGUUUUGGUCCUGGCUGGCAGUAAUCUAAUCAUAACAAUAGCUCUCACCUAACCCGGGAAUGGAAAUCUUUACUGUGAAUGGCUGCUGUCCAAUUAAUUUUAAAUGUUACAUUACCUGAGCUAGAGUUCAUUAGUGCUAAGAUUAGCUGCUCUGCUUAAUUAAUGAGUUGUACACCUGAGCUGUGUCCCUGGCCACCCGAGAAGUGCCCAUGUACAGUGUUCUUGAUUCGGUUUGAAGCACAUUUCUGCACUUGGGUGCCCGACUCUCACCCCUGCUCUCUCCCCUCAGCUCUGCUCCACACUGCUUGGAGACACACGGGAAUGGCCUCAGCACUUGAUUUCCCCACAUUCCUGUCCAUUUUCAACCAGCACUGUCUGUUACAGCACAAUAAAUACCAGCGCUCGCCUGCUGACGGGUGGCCUUGCAUGGAUCUCUCAGCUUUUGGUCGGUGCAGGUCAGGGAAGAGGCAGGUCAGAGGCAUCCUCGGCUCCUGCCCCCUCUUUGAGGGGCACUAGUUAGUGGUUCAUCUCUUUCCAAGGCUGCGUUCCCAUAGAGGUGAAAGUGGAGCAUCUGCCCCGUUUACCCGCUGGAAAUGGCAUUUUCAGCCCCUGAAAGUAGCACCAACAGCAGCACCUUUGGGGGGAUUUGGGUGGGUCUCGUCUAACAGAAUCACAGAGUGGUUUGGGUUGCAAGGGACCUUCAAGACCAUCUAAUUCCAACCCCC